GUGCAGUUUGGGUCAAACAGCUGAGUGGUGAAAAUCAGAAGGCUUAUAGGACCCUUCAGGGUUAUAUCUUUGAAAAUUCAAGAUGAACUCUUUCAAUAACAAAACACCGGCUUGUAUGUGUAGGUAAUAUUUAUGCUGAUUGUUGCAGGGAGAUAUUAGCUUAAGUCUAUAAAAUUCUAUAUAAUAAUCCUCAUUUUUUUGAGAUUUGAAUUUCCUGCCUUUAUUUAGAUGCCAAGGGGUUCAAGCUUGACAAAUUUCUUGGUAAUUUACAGGUAAGAAGCUUAUUAACUUUAUUCUAUUAUGAGCUUAAUCAAGCUUAGUUAUUUCCAAUAUAGUAUUUUUGGAACUAGAUCAUGGCUGCUUUGGAGAGUGUGGCAUAUUUACCAUUUACAAAAGAAAGUUAAAUAUUAAAUAAUAAUGAUAAUGAUAAUGAUGAUGAUAAUGAUAAUAAUAAUAAUGAUUAAAAAAAACUUGCAUUCUGUGCUAAAGCUGGAAUUCUCCAGUCUUUUGUCAGCACCUCUGGCAGGAAUCAAAAUAAUUUUUUAACUGACUGGCCAAAGAAAUUUCAGCUCAGUCAAGUCUCUUUUUUCACUGGUCAUGUUUAAAGUAAUAAAGAUAAUACAAGAAAGAUUUAAACCAAGAGCUUAAAACUUAACAGUUUAACAAGCAAAAAUCCAUAAAGAACAUUCUUGUCUGUUCAAAAUGAGCGGCAAACCGAAAACUUUUGAACAAAAUAAUCAAUGAUCAUCUUGGCCGAACUUUGUCCAUAUGCAUUGACCAUCCAUUUUUCUGCUCUUGUGUUUUACAGAGAAACAUGAUCCACUUAAAACUUGGAUUCCUUGUUGCCAUACGCCUGUUUAGCAGUAGAUCACGGAUGAGGUCAAAAUGUGCGAGUGAAAGCAAAGAAAGUGACACAAGCUGCUUGCCAGCAUGUCACUGGUGUUCUUACCAAUUUUUUUGUCUUCUUCGAUCUACUAUGAACAGAUGCUAUGAUAACAUGGAAUCUAUUGGUUUCAUACAAUGAAAAGAAAAUAAAAAAUGAAAAAACUUGCCCCGCACCACUUGAGUGUUUGAGGAUUUGUGCCUGCAGUUAAGUCAUUUUCCAAGGCACAAGAUGGUAGAGGGUCAUAUGUAAUAGAAUAUAUAGAGAUCGUAUCUGUAUAGACGGGGACAUGGGUAUUGCGGUAUUGAGCUUUUUUUUCAAGUGGUAUUUUGGUAAUCUUGAUUUUAAUGUGCGGUAUUGCGGUAUCAUCUAGCCUUGCCAUAUGUGGUUUUUCAUCUUUUUCGUUAAAUGGUAUUCAGUAAAAGAAGAUCUUUCAUGGUAUUGUGGCACUGUUCAUUUGCGCUCUCCUCUGGUCAAUGGACUAUUAAGAAAAAGGAGAGACUGCUGGUAGUCUAAAUUGGAGGUCUUCUCAUGUUUUCUUGCAAUGGCUGAGGUUGAUUGCUGGUGCAUACACCUGUAUGUGCUUGAGAUAACCAAACACACAAGAUGGAUAGAACUUUAAGUAAGCGUAACUGAUCAUAAAUGUACAGUAGUAUCUGUAUUUUGACACUGUAUUUCGGUAUUUGCCAAUUUUUCUUAAGGUAUUGCAUUAUUGGGUACCCCCCAAUUUCCCCCUCUGUAUAACUUGGACAAUUUGUGAUUGAUAUCAAGUAUGCUCCAUAGGGUUAUAAAAUUGCCACCGGUCAAGUGAGUGAGGAUGAGUUUAGAAGAAUAUCUGAUAAAUAUGGUGAGUUCACUGAAUAUACAGUUUUCAAAACCUGUUGGAACUGGGGGUACACAUGUAAGAUACGCAAAAUAUGAAAUAUUGAGCUUUAUGGUUGAUUUUUCAGACUGGUGGAGGGUUGCCCUGGGGUUGCUACCCACUUUUUCCCAAUGAACCUUAAGUAGCAGUUAUUGAACAAUUGUACUGAAAGUGAAAUUGUUGACUGCCACAAAAGGAUUGCACAUAUCAUUCACCAGCAGCUUAACAAAAAUACAAUGAAACUAAUGACUUGGAAACACUUUGCCUACUAAUGGUAAAUGUAGGAUGCUAGUGGCCAAGGCACUGCUGGGAGCACAUGACAUUUUUAAGCUGUGAAUCACUACAUGGCCCUGUUGAGGAAGAAUGUAAAGUUAUUAUUAUCCAGAUUAAAAUAAACCAAUUUCAACCUUGGAUUAUGACAAGCUUGAACCAGGUCAAAGUUCUUUGAUAAGUAUCAAGCAUUAAUCUACAGCAGUAUUUAAUAAUUUUUAUGUUUUAUAGGUUCUGAUGAAGGUGCUGUGUUUGGUUCACUUAUUACAAAUGCCUCUGGCAGUUACAAGAAUAAAGGUAUAAACUUUUUGUUUUUUGCUAAGUCAUGCUUCCUUCUGUCAAAGGCAGCUUUCUCCUCUAAAAUUAGUUAUCCAGCUGAUCUUUCAAGAGGCAAUUUUCUUUAUAGCUGAUUAAAAACCUCCAUCAAUUACCUGAUACCCUGGCAGUCUCUGAAGGUCUUUAAUACUACUAAUAAUAAUUCAUUAUUUAUAUAGUGCUUUACAAAUAGCUCUGCAUGUGCUAAAAGACAAGUAAAUAUUGGAACACUGUAAAAAAUGAAAGAAAUAGAAAAUCUGAUAAACAUCAAAGAUCCUAAAAGCUAGAAACAGAGAAUAUUAUAAUAACAAUAAAAAAGUGUGCAAUAAUGUUUAGGUCCAAAGAAACUUAUUUAAAUAAGCAAAUACAAAAUAAACAGGUUUUCAGUUUAGAUUAAAUUUGGCUUCUUUGUAAGAUUGUGUUUGAGUGCAGUUUUAUGCAUCAGCUUCAAGUUCUCUUAAUAGGUCUUCUUAGUCAUGUCUGCACAUUAUGACAUAUGUAGCUGGGGAUGAUAUGUCUAUAAGUGCCAUUUUGAUAUAAAACAGCUGAGUUUAUUUAUUUAACAAAUACAUUAAAAUUGGCAAAGGUUCCCUAUUUUAAUAGUGCAUGGGGGGUUAUUCUGGGUGUUGUUUUUUACAGGCAUCCAGCAGGAAGAACAAGACAUGGAAACCAGAACAAGGCGAAAAAGAAGGAGAAGAAGAAGGCGAGACAACAGUGGAAAAGAAGAUGAAACAGUGUCAGAAGAGACUGCUGUGCCAAAGUUAAAUUCUCAUCCGUUGUUGACUGAUGAGCCACUCACUAUUCCACCAGCCUUGCUAGGUAACACAGCCACAGAGUCAGAUAAAAUUAUUUGAUCUGUUUAAUACUGUUUCCUUUUUUUUUAGUAUAAUAACUCAAUGUAGCUGAUCAGAAAUGAGGUAUUAUAAGCAAUACCAAUGUAAUCACACCUGACUUGUAAGGACACCAACAUAUUUCCUGAAGGUUUUUUUAAAUUUUUUAUUGGACACUAUGCAAGUCUCCCUUAGACCUACAAUUAAUUCAUUUCAUUCAUUGUACAUAAUACAAUGUAAGCUCUUAGUUAUCAGUACUAAUCUGUUUUUGUUGUUUUCGCUGUAAUUAUAUAACUUAUAAUUUUGCAUUUUUUGGGAAGAUGUUGUUAUGUUAAUAAUAUUAUUUAUUCUAGCUUUCAAUGACUAUGGCUCAUCAGAUGAUAACAGUACCAAAAGCGAUAAAGAUGGAAACUGUUCAACAACUUCAAACUCAGAGACUGAUGAUACCGAUGAUCAAGAUUUUUUUGGACUAAGCUGUAAAAUAAAGGUCAAAGUUUGUUUAUUGUAAAAAUAGGUUGUUCCUCCCUGAUCAUUAUGGCUGCAUGUGCAAUGUGUUAGCACUAUCAAGAUGGUGAUUGCAGCUGUCCUGUUUUUGUAGGGGUGCAUGGGGAAAAGAGACUUCUUAUAAUGUUUUCUUAUUCUCUGCUAAAUGAUCAAACAUGUUCAUCCAUCAUUGUGUUGAAAGAGCAUGUGAGAGUUUUGUGAUACUACAAAAACUGAAACUAAUAGUAUUGUUUUACUAUACAUUGCUUUCAAACAGCAUUGCUUGGGACACAGCUUGACAUUUGCUCUUGGAAAUCAUGCAUUGUGUGGGCAACCUAUAGAUUUGUCACUAGCAGAUAACUAACUAGUCUGUAGGUUGCGCUGAUUUCCAACGGUAACUGUAGACUCCUAAUAGCCAAUGAGUAGAGAGAUAGAGAGUACAAAGUGUAAUACUGUUUAGCUGCCUCUCUCAUUCAACAUAUUGCAUUACAAUCAAGCAUUUCCUUGUUUAGCCACCCUGUGCCGUGCAUGACAUACAAUGCUGGAGGAAAAUGUAUGUUCAUUACUGUGGCCUCCCGUGAAGGUGCCCACAAACCCAGUUGUAGGGGGGAGGGGAGGAAAUAUAAUUACUGGUACUGUUGAAUUGAAUGAAGUGACCGUUCACCAACACCAACAUUAAGGCAGUGUAUUUAAACACAACUAUUUGCCCCUCAAUAAAGCCAACUUUUUCCGCCUUUUUUAUAGAGGUCUAAAUCUGAUCGAUCUACCCUGAAAACAUCUAGUGAAAAGCCAAACAAGACUUCUGCAAGUAUUGUCAGCCUUAACAACCAAGAGAGGUACUCUGAAUAUCACAUGUAUAUAGCUGAAAAUUUUUAAUAAUUGUUGAAGUUUUUUGUUCAAGAGGUGCACAUUUUUUAUUUUAAUUUCAAGAGUUUAGAAGCUUCAAACCCCGUCCCUUUAAUGAAAGAUUUUAGGUAGUCUCAGGUUAAAUGAAUUUGUCUUUGGAUUAUGUUUUGGAAGAUGUUAAAGAUGCAUUAGACAUUUCUGUGAAUUAGUAGUAGUAGUCCACUUCAAUAGGACUGAUAUCAUGUUUUAAUCGUUUUUAGAAUGCAGACCAAUCAUCUCAAUCUUCCAGAAAAACAGCAAGCGAUCUGGGACCAUGCAAAGCUUAAAUAUAAAGAUCCAGUUAACCCUCUGUCAAGCUAUAAAUGGUACUAUGAGUAGACAUUUUACCAGCUGUAUAAUAUAGCUCAAGGACAAUUCAGGGAAAACAGGCUUUGCACUGACUCAACUACUGUAUCUUAUCUGCUUUAGGUUUGGCUUAAUAUCGUUAGAUCUAGGUUACGGUCAGGGGUAGGCUCAGUCGACCCGGGUGGGUCAUAUCCCCGAAAAAUUUUCUUCCUGUGCCACUUGCGUUUACUGUCAAAAAUAAUAUGGGCAUUUUCCGUAAACUGUUAAAUCCUGUCUUAAUCUAUGCUGGUCAACCGACAUUACUUUUAAACUCCUUUAAUACAUAUGCCUUCAUGACGAUAUGACCUACAGUUUUGUAGAAAUGCUAAAGAUCGGUGUGUGAAGCGUGUUGUGUGGUGAUUUCUUUGAUUUCUUUUUAGCUGGAAGUGUAAGCGUGUAGGACAUCUUCCAGAAGACUGCACCAUAAAAAGCAGAAACCUUGUAACAGGUACUAACACGUGUUUAUUACCAGAAAAUGCCCUGUUUAAAUUCAAAGUGCGCUCAAACUCAGACUGUAGCUGUUCCAGCUAGUUUAUACACCCCUUAAUCAAAUAGUCACAAAUGGAAUGUAAUCGCAAGAAAACAUAACAUGAUAAACCCAUCUGAAUGAAAGCAAUAACGCGGUCAAAUCAGUUCAGAGUUGGCCAUUUUUAGACGUGGCGAUUCAUUUCUUAUCCCUUCGUGAUAUCUUUUUGUAAGAAGUUUGGGAAAGUCAGUACACUUGCAAUUGCAAAUUGUCCAACAAUCCCUAAAUUUUUCAGAAAGCGAUAACUUGGGUCCUUUUUUUCAUGUUAUAUUAUGGGUGACCAGUCGUUUCGCCAACGAGUCGUUUCUCAUACGUCCUGUUCGCUAUCGCCGUUAGUCGUUUCGCCUACGUGUUAGAUCGUUUCGCUAAAGAGCUAUAACUUGUUUCGCGGGCGUCCAAUACGUCGUUUUACCAACGAGUUUCACUCAUGGUAUACUGACAUGAAUGAAAUGAUUGGGUGUUUGCUUUUCAAGCAACUAUAACAUUUGUGUGAAAAAUUUAUCAGCUUUGUUCUGUUUUAUUUCGCUUUUUUGUUUGUAAACAUUUAGAAUCAGCGUCUGAUGUUGGGCAGUUCAGUGGAGUUCGUAGUCAGCAGGUGGGUUUAAUCGGUUUAUGGUCAUCUCGCCACCAAACCGUCUCGCCACAAACCAAAUCGCCGCCAAGAGGUCGACUCGUCACCAACCACCUCGCCACUAAUCACUUACUACUUGUGAAAACUGCCUUUCGUGUUUUAAGAAAUCAAACACUUAGUCAGAUUGGGUUGUUUACUUUGUAGAGUUUUCACAGAUUUGCCUGUAUAAGAAAAAAAAAACCUUUAGCCGUGGGUUGACGAAAGUGCCAUGAAAAAACAUUAUGAAGCAAAAGAUUUUCGGAAGAGACUUGCCAUUCGUUUUUAUUCCACACAGCACGCCCUUCUUUGACACAGUUUAGCUGGAUCGUUUUUAUGAACAGUCUCAACACUUCACACAUUCACUGUACGUACGUCUGAUAACAGUGGCUGGCUUUCGAAUCUCAAAGACAGCACUUGAUCUUCGCGAAAGUCGCGCGUAGCCUGCGUUGCCGACGUUUGAGAACGCGAAGGGCUCCUAAUGUCUUCUCUCUUUUUCGAGCACAUUGUUUACAGGCUACCGUUAUCGAGGAUAAAGUAUGAAGUCGAGGAACAAGACUAGACUAUAACUGACUGACUAUCGAGAAACGAGAAUCCGGGAAAUCGAGAAAUGCCGGGAAUCGAUUUCUUUUUUAAGAUUACUUUUAAUUUUUUGUUACAAAUUGUGGUCAGUAUUCAUCCUCGGAAGAUGACUAUGAUUACUAAACAAAAAUAGCCAGUUUGGACGGAAUUUAAACUCCUGACCGUCUGGAUGUUAGUUAAACUUUGUUGGUACAGCGUGAUGUCUGUUUCUUUGAACUUGAUGUUAUAUUAUUUCUCUCUAGACUAAUUCAAAAGGAUCAUUUUACUCCAGCAUAUUGAAAGACUAUUACAAAAGGUAAGUGGUCCGGCUGCUACGGUCAAACGUCGAGCUUCACAUGGAAUAAACCUAAUGCUAGUGAGCAAGAACAAUUUCGUCACAUUUGAAGAUCUAAAGAGAAGAGGACUGGGCCUCCUUAACUUUCGCAAAAAAUUCUGGGACCAUUACUAGGGACAUGGAAAAACUGGCCAAUAGCUGACCGGCGCUUCCCCAAUAACGAUCCUAGAAAUAAUUGCGAUACGCAUUUCGGCUCCAAUUCCUUUCUUGUUUUAGACUGCAAAAUAGUCCGUAUUUUUGCCUAUUCAAGUACGCGCGAGCAGUCAAACAAAAGGUCUGGAACGAGGCUGAAAACAGAGAGCGAGACUGGGGAGAGACGCUAAUUUUUUGUUACAAAUUGUGGUCAGUAUUCAUCCUCGGAAGAUGACUAUGAUUACUAAACAAAAAUAGCCAGUUUGGACGGAAUUUAAACUCCUGACCGUCUGGAUGUUAGCUAAACUUUGUUGAUACAGCGUGAUGUCUGAUGUCGGUUGGCUCAGUUGGGAGAGCUCCUGUCUGCUGUAAUGACAUCUGCAAACGGUUAGACUUUCUAGUCUUCACGGAUAAGGACGAAAAAUUGUAGGUCCCGUCUCACAACACUUACACUUACCUGGUUCUUGUGGGACGUAAAAGAACCCUCACCACUGUUCGAAAAGAGUAGGGGACGUAGACCCCGGUGGUGUGGCCAACCUUCACACAUAACAUCAUUCACAUCAUGGGGUGGGCGGGUACAGUAAGCUCAUAAAUGGACUGAGAGCGGCUGCCAGUGGCGCCUUUGUAUGCUGACGUCCGAGCUUACUGUUCACAUGUUAAAAAUGUAUUGUAAAGAGGGCACGUCUGUUGCCCUCUCAUCCACGGCUCUUCUUCUUCUUCUUCUUCUUCUAAAAAUGCUACUACGGGCGUGUGAGGCUCGCGCGCUUCGCGCGCGUAAGACUCUUACGCCACGCUUUACCGAUUUCUUUGCUGAUGUUGAGAAAAAAACCGACUGUUUUGCAGUCUGUUCUUGUUUCAAAAGUGGCCAAUUUAAUUUGCCCCACAAGCUGCGCUUGUACUUUCUUUUUUGAUUGAGUUUGUUUCAGAGUUGCUAUGAGACGAUGAGGGUUUUUAUUUUUUUAGCUAAAGUGCCACAUUUCCAGGCAUCUAAAGUUCGAAAUAUAUUGGCACGCAAAGUUUUCUUUUACUUAUGUGGUCGAUUUUUGUGUAAAAAUGAGUUACUUUAGCUUGUUCCCAGACCAUCGCUGAAGAAAAUAAAAGUAUAGGCUAAUGACCAACUUGUUUGCAGCUGUGUUUUAAUUGUUUUUUCUCCAGGAUUGAGAACCCAUUUUAAGAACCUAAAUAGCCUAAAAUUCUGUUAACUAUCAUUUAUACAAGAACCUGUUUAGGCUAACUCCUAAAAAUGUAGGUUCUUAGUUGCGAGUUUUUACUGUAGUUGUUACGUUUGGAAUAUAGUACUCGAAAACAUGCCAAUGUGAUCUCUUGUGAAUGCUCGUAGUAGUCCGUUUCGUUCUGUCUCUCCAUUUUUCUUACAGCUUGGUUUAUUUAUUUUUUGACCACAGAUGUCAAAAGCUUCGUAAUGCCAAAGAUGCAAAGUGCAGUGAUUGUGGUUUGAGGUCCAAUCUAGCUUACUGUUUUGAGUGUGGGUAAGUCAUGAAAAAGCCACCCUUUCAGUUGCGAAUCCGUAUGGAGCUUAUUUACUUGUAUCGAGUUUUGAUCCUAAAAAAGUCUUAGUAUGAAUGGGUAUAAGCCGCCGGCCCAACAGGGCAAGGUGUUUUUGGACCUUGGGUGUAAUUUCAGUGUUUAGCAUCUUGAACAGGGUAUCUUUCUGUACCGAAUGGCAAUGGUGUUUUAUGUUUGUAGCUCAAAAAUCUUAUUGACUCCAAAGCUGAUUUAACAAAAUUACAUUUUCUAGGUAAAUAAAAAAACGAUGUUCUCAGUCUUGAGUAGGGUGUUGUAUUUGCGAGUCACAAAAAAGGCACUGCCCCACCCAUACCUCCCCCAAAUGCCCGACCCCGGACAUUAAAUAACUUUCCUGAAGACUACAUUUGUACUUUAUCUGCUUUUGCGUGAAAGAAGCCGGCUGUUUUUGUUUCGUUGUUUCAGGUUAACUUUAUGCGAUGGCCGUGGACACCUUAUAAAUCAUCUUUUAGAAUAUCCCAGUCACACUAAACUCUUCUCAUACAAACUACAGCGGCAGGUGAGAUAAAAAGUCAAGCGUAUGCAAUCUUCUUGCGAUAAACCGCAAGUAGUCGUUUUUUUCCUGUCAAUAAAAGAAAAAAUAAAAUAAAAUAAAAUAAAAUAAAAAAACCUGAAAGUAAACGUUUACUCAACUUACAAUAUUAAAAACCAAGGCCUAGGCUAAACGUCGAACUUUUCAUGAGACAAACCAAACUUAGUGAGUUAAGUCCAUGAAAGUUCGACGUCUGGCUCAGUUAAGUUCGUCUGAAUGAGUUUGAAUCGUCCAACACGUUCUAUUCGUCCGCUUCAGGCGGACAGAACGUCUGAAGAUCAUCUUUGGGACAAUCGUCGAUCUUCUCAUGCGACGAGCUAAACUAAUGAAUAAAUUAAAAACUUGUAUGAUAAUGUAUAUUUAGAGUCGUUCGGGAAAAAAGUUAUUAUUAGCUGGCUAAAUUUGCUUUUUGGUCUGAUUCAGUUGAUUGGUUCGACGCGUCCUAAGUUCGACGUCUGACCCAACAGAUGAUCUUAACUUAAUUUAGGUCGACCCAAAUUAGAGUUUGGUUCGUCUCACUAAGGUUUCACAUUUCGGUUGGUCGCUUACGGUAGGUUCAACUGGAAAUACCGCGGGAUCUGCCUUCCAUUUUGUUAAAUCAAUUUUGAUGCUGGCAUUUUCAGAUAAAGUGCUGUAAAUCGACUUGUGAAGUUGUGGACUGCACGGAACUUUUAAUGUGCUCUUCGUGCCUGGGCAGAGCUUUCACCAGCCAUUACUCCAUGAUAAACGCAACCUGGUAAGCUCAUAAUUCUUAUAACUUGGGAACUUAAGACUAGAACUGAAACAAGUCGGGUUGGCCAUCUACUGAGACCCCAUGCAGGGGCAGCUGAUCGGGAGAGAAUAUUCACGGGCAAAUCUUUGCAAAACAAAAAGAAAACGUUUACACGAGAAACAAGAUUAAUAGUGCUCCUGGGUGCCAGAACUAGCUGCAGAAGGUGGUCAAAUCCCUGCUUUUGAUUGGCCAGAAAAUAUUUUCCGGCCACUAAGAUCAAAAUGCCCAGGGACGCACUCUGCUAGGGGGCGGUGGGACGGGUUUUAGGGAGGCGAGCGAGAAAAAUAUGUUUAUUGCUUCCCGCCUUCCACGGCUAUGAACUAAAGAUGGCUGUCCCUACAGUAAGCGCUCGAUCUUGAUGAUCUUACUUAAAACUGGGUACUGUAAACACUCUAAGCAAACAGAUACUUGCGGCAUAGUGCUGUGGACUUGUAUCCCAUCUAGGGAGGGUGGUAAUAUUACUAGAACAUAAACCGGAAUAUGGUCCGGUCAUAUAGGUCUUCUUGUCUCAUAGUGCCCUAUUAUUUAGCUCCUCCGUGGUCGCGCACAAAACCCACGACGGCGCACCCAGUCACGCAACUAAAAAUAAAGACGGGCUCACAGACCUAAACUAAACCUAAAUUGUGACGCGCUCAAAGUACAGCCAGACUUACGCUUAUAAAUGUAUGCCUUUGGAAAGACGUGGAGCCAGUUGCAUAAAUUUCAACUUCGGACUUGAACCGCGUUAAAAUCUGACAAUCAACCUAGUCGAACUCCUUGUUUUACCGCAGGCGUUAGAACUUACAUUAGACGCUACGUCUUAUCCAACUUGUCCCUGGCCUGCUUAUUUACUACCGCUUAUUAUUGAAGAUUUUUUAGUUUCAAUAAAAGUCUCUUAAGAUCUACAGCUUUUGGCUUGUUUGAAUCUGCAUGAUUUCUUUCAGUUCUCUGAGUUGUCCUUCAUAUUUAAAUGAUACUUUGUCUCCCCUUUGCGCUCUGCUUUCAGGUCCAGGACCGGACUAAAGUUGAUUCCAAACGCUUUGGCCUGUGAACAACAUUUCCACUGGUAAGAAAAUUAUCUUUCUUAGCGUUGCGCAUAAAAUUCGUUAGCCGUUUGUCAGAUGCAAUUGUCUCGAAUGAUUGGUGCUAAAAACGCCGCACCAGUUGUCAAAAACAUAUAGAUAGAUAACUCCUUGAGUGAUGGGGGAUCAUGAGAAAGAUCUUUACGUAUCACUACAGACAACUUACAGGGCUUUGUACUGUUCUUUUAGGCAUCGAAUGAACUGUGCGAACUCUGCCGGAGAAAUCCUGGUAACCAGGGAGAAGUUGGAGAAAAGUCGAACACGAGGCGAAGGACUUUUGAGUGAAUUUUAUUUUUAAAUAAAGUCGUUCUUUCAUCAAACGCUCUGGAC
Messenger RNA from Porites lobata, 11291 nucleotides. NCBI's taxonomy places the organism in Eukaryota, Metazoa, Cnidaria, Anthozoa, Scleractinia, Poritidae. The record is from the annotation of a GenBank genome assembly.